Molecule: messenger RNA, 1827 nt
Organism: Peromyscus leucopus (white-footed mouse)
Lineage: Eukaryota; Metazoa; Chordata; Mammalia; Rodentia; Cricetidae
Gene: Scamp4
Product: secretory carrier membrane protein 4
Exons: 7
Coding region: 93-782 (229 amino acids)
Biological process (GO): protein transport
Cellular component (GO): trans-Golgi network membrane; recycling endosome membrane
Source: RefSeq, a predicted model, not a curated record
CCGCGUUGCUAGGACUUGGCGAAGCGUGGCGCUCUCGCGGGCGUCCCUCAGGUGGGCCCUUCUGCCGGGGUGCCAGGUGAGCCGGGACAGAAAUGGCAGGAAAGGAGAACAACUUCCCGCCCCUGCCCCGCUUCGUGCCGCUGAAGCCCUGCUUCUACCAGGACUUCGCCGACGAGAUCCCCGCCGAGCACCAGGUGCUGGUGAAGAGGAUCUACCGGCUGUGGAUGUUCUACUGUGCCACUCUGGGUGUGAACCUGGUGGCCUGCCUGGCCUGGUGGAUUGCGGGUGGAGCGGGGGCCAACUUCGGCCUGGCCAUGCUCUGGCUGCUCCUCUUCACGCCCUGCAGUUACGUGUGCUGGUUCCGGCCUGCGUACAAGGCCUUCCGAGCCGACAGCUCCUUUAACUUCAUGGCGUUCUUCUUCAUCUUCGGAGCGCAGUUCGUCCUGACCGCCAUCCAGGCCAUCGGCUUCUCAGGCUGGGGCGCAUGUGGCUGGCUGUCAGCUGUUGGAUUCUUUGGGGUCAAUGUUGGGGCAGCUGUGGUCAUGCUGAUCCCGGCCAUCUUGUUUUCUUUGUCUGCUGUUAUGAUGGCCAUCGCCCUUGUGAGGGUGCAUAGGAUCUACCGUGGGGCUGGUGGAAGCCUCCAGAAGGCCCAGACGGAGUGGAACACUGGUACCUGGAGGAACCCCCCAUCGAGGGAGGCCCAGUUUAACAACUUCUCUGGGAACAGCCUGCCCGAAUACCCCACUGUCCCCAGCUACCCCAGCGGAGGCCAGUGGCCUUAGGCUCCGUCUCCUGCCACCACCCUCGGUCCUGAAACCUGAGCAUCUCCCCGAGAUCCGGGAGGCCCUCGGCCCGUGUUCGUGUCCUGCCCGAGCCUCAGCAAACUGCCUUUCGGCCGCUGUCCACUGCCAUUCCAGCAGAGCCGGCUGUGGGCGCCCGCCCCGCCUGUCCAAAGGGUGGCCUCCUUCUCAGGCUCCUGUCCGUUGUGUUGCUGAGACCCACAGCUGAGCCCCUGAGAGCACUUGUGGGUGGAGGCAGGAGCAUGGCUGUCGUGGCUGCGUCCUCAGCUCUACCAUCCAGUCUACCCCUGUGCUCCUCUGGGGACAGGGUCCUGCAGCUUCCUGUCCUUUCCCCAGUGGCAGGGACAUCCUGCUGUCCCCACCUCCGUCCAGGAUCCUGAGUGGACCUCUGCCCACAGAAGGCCCUGAUCCACUCGCUUGGGGCUGCUCUAGCUCCAGGAGGCUCCCCCGCUUCUCUGUGGGAGGAGAGGGACCAGCUCCACUGCACGGCAGGCCACACCCUGGUCACAGAGGCUGGCCAGGACCGGAGGCCCCUGGUCUGCCAGGAGCAGAGCCAGGGACAGAUCUGUGCCUUAGAGAGACCCGUUUCCCCUCACCCUUCUGCCUUCUCGGGACAGCGGUGGCCUCACCAGGAGAGCCAGACCGAGUCCUGGAGUGUCCACGGCACCCGAUGACUCUGGACUCGACAUUCUUCCUUGUGACCAAGUCACUGCGGUCCCCAGGCCUCCCCACAGGGCCGUGCCCCUCCUAGACCGGUGUCCUGCCAAACUGCCUGGGCACCUGGCCUCUGUUCUGUGCCCAGGAUGCCAGAGGGGCCAGGAUAGAGAGUUGUAGGCGUGUGGGGAGCAGCCUUGCACCCUGAAGCUCCAUCUUAGAGUGGCAUGGGGAGGGAGCCCAGUGCCCACCACAGGGGACACGCCCUCAAGACACCUGCCGCUCGGCCCUGCCACCCCGGGUCCGUGCACCCACAUGCCACAGUUGGUUUUGUUAUGUGAGAACAUUCUGGAAAUAAAUUCCCUUUUCUGCA